ACCCUCAUCUGUAGCUUGAAUUUCCAAGCCUUUCAACGUUUUAAACAAACAGCGCACUGCAGUUUACCUCAAUAUCGAUUAUUAUUCAUUUGUUUAUUCGUGGAAUGCACAAAACAGCUCAUAGACGCCCGAAACAAUACAUUCACCAUGUUUAAAACGCAUGAUUGUGACGCCGCUGAGGAUCACACCACUGAAUAUUUAGAAUUGGCAUCGCCGGUGUUCAAUGAGCCAAAUGAUGAUUUUCUUGUGUUGAAUCAACCUACAAGCACACAAAAUGAACAAAAUGAACAUACUGAACUGGAACAGUCUGAUACGAUGGAUAGAGGGACGAGGAGACAAAUUCCAAUCUCUACCAUCGAUUGGCAGAGCACUAAUAGUAGACAAGUGAUGGCCCGUGAUGGAAUUGACUUCCUACGCGGUAUUGAUCAACUUUACAUCCAACAAACCGUCGAAUUGAGUGAUUUGAUGGCGAAUGUAAACUCUGAAAACCGUUACCGUCUCUCUGUCCCGCAUGGUGAAACAUUGUUUUACGCCAUGGAGAACUCUUCAGAGUCGCAAAGGAUGCUUUGUGGGUCAAAUCGUGGGUUUAAAAUGACUAUGUAUGAUCACACGCAUCAGGAGGCUUUGUAUUUGAUGAGGAGUGCUACAUUUGGAUGUUGUUCGUUCUGGUGUAAAAUGCAAAAUAUGGAAGUUUUCAUCCCGAACAAAUGCAUCGGACGCAUCAAACAAAAGUUUUCCAUGACACUGCCUUCCUUUGAAUUGUACAACGAAUACAAUUCAAUCGUGUACCGCAUCGAAGGUCCUGCAUCAUAUAUGAGUUCAGCGAAGGAAGCGCAUUUUGGGAUUUACUCAAACGACGGAUUAACUCAGCUGGGCAGCAUCAACCAUCAAUGGGAUCAGGUGCAGAACGAGUAUAACAUUUCGAUCACGUUUCCCAGCCAUCGGGACGAUCCAAAGUACAAGGCUAUUGUUAUUGGCGCUGCUUUCCUUCUGGAAUACAUGUAUUUCUUCCACACGAAAAAGUCAGGCAGCAGUUGUUGGUGUUGAAAACUUAUCGCUACGCAUUAUAUUUUAUUAUUUUUUGACAUUUAUGAAGUGAUAAUCAUAGUAUUUUUAGGUUAUUGACUGUUUUUUGAAGGUUAUGAUUUUGAUUUGUUUGAUUUGUGCUUCCCAAAUUGCUUGAACAUAAAGAACACAAUCGAUUGUUGUUCGGUUCCUUGAGGCAAACACGAAAUGAAGCCUUUUUUAUGACAGAGUGGAGAUUGAUUAAUAAAUAUUUUAUGCCUUGUAGUUUAA
This is a messenger RNA of Dalotia coriaria, 1296 nucleotides long. RefSeq names its product phospholipid scramblase 2-like. The coding region runs from base 148 to 1047 and encodes 299 amino acids. The transcript is spliced from 7 exons. The record is from RefSeq and is a predicted model, not a curated record. Gene Ontology annotation, molecular function: phospholipid scramblase activity. Lineage: Eukaryota; Metazoa; Arthropoda; Insecta; Coleoptera; Staphylinidae. Gene Ontology annotation, cellular component: plasma membrane. Gene Ontology annotation, biological process: plasma membrane phospholipid scrambling.